Messenger RNA from Cordyceps militaris CM01, 1539 nucleotides. Its product is annotated as bZIP transcription factor, putative. NCBI's taxonomy places the organism in Eukaryota, Fungi, Ascomycota, Sordariomycetes, Hypocreales, Cordycipitaceae. Gene Ontology annotation, molecular function: DNA-binding transcription factor activity. Gene Ontology annotation, biological process: regulation of DNA-templated transcription. The record is from RefSeq and is a predicted model, not a curated record. Bases 1 to 1539 code for a protein of 512 amino acids. The transcript is spliced from 3 exons.
AUGAAGACGGAACCGCCAAUUAUCGACGACGCACCGCUGGGCAAUGCGCAUGCGCCAGAUUUAGCCGGAGAGCCGAUCAUGGAUGCUGGCAAGCCGGUAACACGCAAGCGGAAGGCAUCGCCGAAUGAAGAGAACAUUGCUGGCGAAACAGAAGAGCAGAAGCAAAAGCGCGCGCGUGGCCGGCCGCGGUUAGACACGAAAGACGAGACAGCUGCCGAUCGACGGAGAACACAGAUUCGCCUUGCGCAAAGGGCCUAUAGGCAUCGAAAGGACAAUGCCAUCACGAAUUUGGAGGACAAGGUCAAGGAGCUGGAAAAGAACAAUGCCGACAUGAGCCGCGAGUUUCAUAGAUUCCAUGAUCUCGUGCUCUCGAAAGGUCUGCUGGAUGGCUCAUCCGAGGCUAUUUCCCGCCUCAAGGCCGUCACGGAUAGAUUUCUUAACCUGAAUGGCAGGAAUUGGGGCGAGACGGGCUACAUUUCCCCCGCGGAUGAACAUACAACGAUCGCCGACGGCUUCCGUGGCCUAGCAGAGAUGGGCUCUGACUCCUCAGCUGGAGUUCAGAGCCCCCAGAAGUCAAGCACAGCCGAGCACUCUCAACAUAUUUCAUCACCCGGGCAGGCGAUGAGUACAGACUCCGUGGCUUCGUACGAGAUUGUCGCGCAAGCCACGCCGGACAAUGCCUCCUUCCCACUCUACACUGCUCUGGAUGUCGUGCCCAAUCUCGCCACGUUUGCCCCCAUCACCUCGCCGUAUGGUACACUGCCCAUGACCAGCUCUCUGGCACACCACGAGCUCACCUUUGGUCGUCGACUGCAGAGAAGGACGACAGAGCGCGGACUGUUUUUAGCCUCGGUUCCAAAUCCACCACCGGAGCGAUACGCUGCCGUCUUUGGUUUCUCUCUUCUCUUCGAGUCCCGGGAAGCGAUUGCUCAACGCCUUGCACAACAACUGGCCAACAUGGUCAUGCCAUUACAAGACCAGGCCAACCCGCAAAGAGGUCCCUUUGAGGAGAAGAUGGAGCAGCGCAUCAGAUUGACUUUCGGGUUUGAAAAGGAAUUUUUGAACGCCGACGAGAUUGAAAUGUAUCUCCAGCAACUUGGGAUCAUAAUACCGCACCAAGUGGAAUACGUCGAUGCAGAGGUGGAUGUUAAUGAGCUUGUUGAUACGUCGCCUCCGUUGUCUGCCCACGGCUCAUUUUCAUCCCAAUCUUCUGGAUUUGACAACCUGAAUGCACAUCUCCCCGUCGCAAUGGCAAUGAACAUGACUUCCAGUCAUGCUAUGACGCAGCGAUCGCAAAUGCUGCCCCACGAGAUGCAGGCUCAUGGGGCUGUUCCGGGAGCCGGCCUGUUGCCUUAUAUGUGUCCACCGGGAAUGGAAAAUGUAUGGGGGGCGACUCCUUGGCAGAAGCCAAAACUAACUAUCAGUGUGGCAGCUUUGGUCGAAGAACUUGCGUCAAAGUCCGUUUGUAUGGGCAAACAUCCAGGUGUUCGUCUCAAAGACGUCAACAAGGCGAUCAAGGCAGCUGCUGGCCUAUGUUGA